AUGCCCUUCUUGGACGCAUGUAUGCUCAUCCCUCCCUAUCAGAAAUUUCUCAAGGACGCUGUAACCGAGAGAAGAAAAGAGGUUCAGGGCGUGUCUGUGAUGCCACUCACAGUAGCUAAGAGGCUUGGGUUCGAGAAGUAUCAAAAGUGCGACGUUUCCUUGGUACUUGCGGAUAGAUCAGUACGCAUCCCAGUGGGUAUGCUCGAGGACUUGCCUGUGCGAGUAGGAAACGUGGAGAUACCCACUGACUUUGUUAUCCUUGAGAUGGAUGAAGAACCCAAGGAUCCGCUGAUCUUGGGAAGGCCCUUUUUGGCAACCGCUGGAGCUAUCAUCGAUGUUCAGAGAGGGAAGAUUGAGCUAAACUUUGGAGAUGACUUCAAGCUCAGCUUCGACAUCAAGAGGUCGAUGAAGAAACCAACCAUUGAUGGACAGCUCUUCUGGGUAGAGACUUUGGGAGAAGUGUCACUUUAUGGUCAGGGAAGGGAUCGUCUUGGGACACAAGAUAUCAGAAAAGGGGAUAGAGCUCGUCCUUUGACACGCCUCUUGUGCAAGGAGACUGAGUUCCUGUUUGACGAGGAGUGCCUUAAGGCAUUUGAGAUGAUCAAGACUGCCUUGGUCACGGCCCCGAUUGUGCAAGCACCAAACUGGGACUACCCUUUCGAGAUCAUGUGUGACGCUAGUGACUACGCCGUGGGAGCUGUGCUUGGCCAGAGGAUAGACAAGAAGCUCCACGUGAUAUAUUACGCAAGCAGAACCAUGGACGAUGCCCAAGGACGAUACGCAACAACUGAGAAAGAGCUCUUGGCAGUAGUCUUUGCGUUCGAGAAGUUCAGAAGUUAUCUCGUGGGUUCAAAGGUGAUAGUCUACACUGAUCAUGCGGCCUUGAGACAUCUGUUGGCAAAGAAGGACACCAAGCCAAGGCUCCUGAGAUGGAUACUUCUUCUCCAGGAAUUCGAUCUCGAAUUUUGGAUAAGAAAGGGCGUAGGUUUGGCAGUUCGGUUAGAGCAGUUGAAGGCAGUUGAGGAAAAGGAAGCGCCUUGGUAUGCAGAUUACGCCAACUACUUGGUGUGUGGAGAGGUCCAGCCGAUCUAUCUCCUUACCAGAAGAAGAAGUUCUUCAGGGACAUCUCACACUUACUUUUGGGACGAACCAUACCUGUUCAAGAGAGGAUCGGAUGGUCUGUUUAGGAGGUGCAUAGCUCAGGAGGAAGUAGAGGGAAUACUCGAGCAUUGUCACGGAUCGAGCUACGGAGGUCACUUUGCGACUUUCAAAACAGCUUCCAAGGUUCUUCAAGCCGGAUUCUGGUGGCCAAGCCUUUUCAAAGACACUCACGACUUCAUUGCAAGGUGUGAUAGAUGCCAACGAGAAGGGAGCAUUUCCAAGCGCAAUGAAAUGCCACAAAACCCGAUACUUGAGGUGGAAGUGUUUGAUGUAUGGGGCAUCGACUUCAUGGGCCCUUUCGAGCCACCUUCUCACGGGAAUAGAUACAUCCUGUGGCGGUUGACUAUGUGUCCAAGUGGGUCGAGGCAAUCGCUUCCCCAACGAACGAUGCCAAGGUUGUGCUCAAGCUGUCAAAAGCAUCAUCUUCCCGAGAUAUGGAGUGCCAAGGGUUGUAAUAAGCGAUGGAGGAAGCCACUUUAUCAACAAAGUCUUCGAGAACUACUGAAGAAGUAUGGAGUCAAGCAUAAGGUAGCGACACCAUACCAUCCUCAGACAAGUGGUCAAGUGGAAGUGUCGAACAAGCAGAUAAAGGGGAUCCUCAGGACGAUUGUGGGAGUCACCAAGAAGGACUGGGCAGUUAAGUUGGACGACGCUCUCUGGGCUUACAGGACCGCCUAUAAGACGCCAAUAGGAAGGACACCUUUCUCGCUCCUUUACGGGAAAUCGUGUCACCUUCCGGUGGAGAUUGAGUACAGAGCACUUUGGGCAAUCAAACUGCUCAACUUCGACAUCAGGUCUGCCCAAGAGAAGAGGGGUUUCGACUUACAUGAGUUGGAAGAGAUCAGGCUGGACGCAUAUGAGAGCUCCAAGAUUUACAAAGAACGGACUAAGGCAUUUCACGACAAGAAAAUUGUGCCUAAGUCUUCAAGGUUGGAGAAUAUGCGCUGCUUUUCAACUCAAGAGCUAAGUUGUUCCCUGGGAAGCUCAAGUCCAAGUGGUCGGGCCCGUUUGAGAUUAAGGACCCUUCCUUAUGGAGCUGUCACUUUGCUCAACCAGAAUGGCGAGGAGUUCACGGUGAAUGGCCACAAGCUCAAACCGUAUUUGGGCCAACGCAUUCAAGGAGAAGGAGUCUCAACUCCUCUUCCGGACGCCCCCUUAGCCUAA
Molecule: messenger RNA, 2325 nt
Organism: Microthlaspi erraticum
Lineage: Eukaryota; Viridiplantae; Streptophyta; Magnoliopsida; Brassicales; Brassicaceae
Source: the annotation of a GenBank genome assembly